AAAUAUUAUAUUCAAUUAUCGAUUUUUAUUUGAUUUGCUGAAUAUCAAGGUUUAAUAAUACUGCAGUGCAUAUCUAUUGAAAAAUUCAUCAAAAUGAAUACGAGAUAUUAACUUUAUUUUAAUGGCCAAUAUUUUUUGGAUACAUUGCAAUGCGGAGCAAAUAAUAUAAAUAAUUUUCAGCUAAUGUAUAGAUUGAAUACAGGCUGUACUGAAGUAUAACACAAUGAAUAUAGAACUCGCCAGCUUUGAAUUGAGCUCCAAGGCAUUAAUUGGAUCUCUAUUAGCAUUAUGCGCGUUAUUCGCUUUUUGCCGCAAUUUAUUGCUGGAGGAUGUUAUAUGUAUACCUGGAAAAACUAAACAUAGCUGGAAGUCUAUCAAAAUACUAGACAAGGCAUGUUACUGCAACGCUUGUGAAAUUCUAUUGACUCAUUCAGAAGGUCUCUUUUGCGACUGCUGUGGUAUUUGUACCCAUUCAGCCCAUGCCUGUUCUAAAAAAAUUGAUAUUAAUUUUAAAUGUAAAGAUAAAUGGCUCCGUCAUGAAAAGGUUAUGCGUCAUUUAUGGAUUCGUGGUAACUUGCCAGUUGGGGUUGUUUGUUCAUUAUGUGAUGUCGAAAUCGAUUACCAUGCAACAGCGGGCCUCUUUGGCUGGCGGUGCGCUUGGUGCCAACGCUGCUACCAUAAUAACUGCUACAAAAGUAUUGAUACAAGAACUGAAUGCGAUUUGGGGGAAUUUCAGGACAUGAUAUUUCCACCGUAUUGUAUUAUUGCGGCACGAACUCGUGAAAGUGUACGAUUGCAUUUGGCUGGUAUUAAACCACCUAACAUUGAAGGUUGGGAACCUUUAAUUGUUAUUGCCAAUACAAAAUCUGGGAGCAGUACCGGGUCACAUGUGGUAGCAUUGCUUCGCGGUUAUUUGCAUCCACUUCAAGUAAUGGAGUUGGGUGGUCGGGGACCACAAGAUGCCAUGCAAUGGGCUGCAAAAGCCAGUCCGCGUCCCUGUAGAAUCUUAGUUGCUGGUGGAGAUGGGACAGUAGGAUGGGUGUUAAAUACUAUAUUCGCGCUAAAUAUAAAGAAAUUGAAGCCGGUGCCCUCAGUUGCAAUUAUGCCGUUGGGGACAGGAAAUGACCUUUCACGGGUAAUGGGUUGGGGUUCGCACCCGCCUAAUACUUUGGACCCUAUUACAAUACUCAGAAACAUAAAAAGUGCUCGCUCAGUAAAUUUGGAUCGCUUCGAUUUGCAAAUAGAAAAACUGCAUUAUCGUUUACCAAUCCAGAGACAUCCUAUUAAAACGAUUCAUGUCUAUAAUUACUAUAGUAUUGGAGUAGAUGCAUUGGUCACUUAUAAUUUUCACAAAACUCGAGAAUCUCGAUUUUACUUGUUAAGUAGUCGAAUUUUUAAUAAGUUAAUAUAUUUUGGCUUUGGCACACAACAAAUUGUUCAACGGGAUUGCGAAAGGAUUGAACAAAAACUAGAUCUAUACCUGGAUGGUCAUAUUGUAGAGUUACCAGAAUUGCAAUCAAUUAUAUUCCUUAAUAUUGAUUCAUGGGGAGCUGGUUGUAAAUUAUGCGAACUUAGCAAUUCAGAUGCCAAAUAUAAGAUAGAAAACUCAAUUUCGGAUGGCAUGUUAGAGGUUUUUGGCCUUGUUUCGUCCUUUCAUAUGGCACAAUUGCAGUGUGGCAUUAGUAAACCAGUGCGCAUUGGUCAAGCGAAGCAAAUACGGAUUGUUAUAAAAUCUACCUGCCCUAUGCAAUCGGAUGGAGAACCAUGGAUGCAGCCUCCUGCCGAUAUACGUUUACAAUGUCGCAGUCAGGUUCGCAUGUUGAAGCUUGAGAGCUAGUGCAUCUGUUUAAAUAUUAAAAUGUACAUAAAGUCUAAUUACUUGUGUAUGUAUGUAUAUGUACAUUUUUAUUUAUUCUAUACAUGGUUUAAUAACAAAACUAACUAAUAAUAACAGUUGAAA
Messenger RNA from Bactrocera tryoni, 1960 nucleotides. RefSeq names its product diacylglycerol kinase epsilon (gene Dgkepsilon). NCBI's taxonomy places the organism in Eukaryota, Metazoa, Arthropoda, Insecta, Diptera, Tephritidae. Bases 224 to 1837 code for a protein of 537 amino acids. Gene Ontology annotation, molecular function: ATP-dependent diacylglycerol kinase activity. The transcript has 7 exons. The record is from RefSeq and is a predicted model, not a curated record.